GCCACGUGACAAGCAGCGCUGCCUGUCAGGGCUUUGCAGCAGCAGGACGAAUGACGGCCGAGUUGGAGGAAGUUACUGGGAGCAGCUGUGCUAGUAUGUAACCCUAAACGAGUUGGAGACAGCAUUGCAGUAAAAGAGAGGAAGGCAGCAGCAUUCAUGGAUAUUGUGGACAGCUUUAACAGUUUAAUACCCAGUGACCAGUUGGACGACUCCCUGAUAGCUGGUCAGAAUUUGGAAUGUGACGGCAGUAAUGAGUUUGGGACAGGACUCCGGCUGGAAGAGUCGCUGAAGAACAUGCUCAGUGAUAAAGAUCCCAUGUUUGGAUGUGCAAGCUCCUCUCAGUUCAAUCUGCUGGACAAUGAGGACUCCACUUUUCCAAUUGCUGGCUCAACAGCUGUUGCAGCUCUCGGUGAUGGUUCAGCACCCACAGGCCUCAGCGGUGAACUGACCGAUGCAGAGACUUCACAAGUCAAGCGACCUGUUGGCAGGCAGAAGAAACGUCCAAGUCAUUUAGAGAACGACACAUCCACCAACACCAUGACCCGAGGACGAAUAGGAAGGGAACCAGCGAACAGGAUCCGGAAGUCGUUUCUUAUCGAGAAAGGAGUUAAAGGCGCCCAGCUGAAGAAAGAACUUAUUCUGGGAGGACGUGUUGAUAUUAAUGAUCUUCAAGGUGCAUUAUGGCUGAAUCCUUCCGUUGUAUUGAGACGAUUGACUGUCACAAUUGCAGGAUUUAAGAUUGAGCUGCUUCCAGGACCCUCUUACACACACAAUGUUGAAGGGAGCCUUGAUGGUGGCUUUGCGUAUUCUGGGGACAUUGGGUUUGCGGUGCUGCCAGGUGAUACCGUCAGUGUACAGAAUCCCACACCUGAGAACGUGGCAGUGGUGGCUGAAGUUGCUGAAGUUGCUGAAGUAGCUGAAGUCGCUGAAGUUGCUGAAGUAGCUGAAGUCGCUGAAGUCGCUGAAGUAGCUGAAGUUGCUGAAGUUGCUGAAGUUGAGAAGAGCUCUGCUGAUGAUGCGGCCCUGGGGCUCGGCCCGUAUGUGAAUCCCAACGACGUGCAGACCUCCAACGGGACUUUGAUGGGGAGUGCCUGCACGCAAGAGACAAAACACGACAAUCAUAGUGUUCCUGAAAAACUAAAAACCGUCAGUAAAGAAAAGGAUGGCCUCAAAGAGCCAGAAAACAUUCAGAAUAACAGAACUACUGUUAGUAACAAGACAAAUGAUAAGGAAAAACAACAGAUUGUGGCCAAAACACUACCGAAGUCGAAACUAGGGCUGCCUUCUAACAAGAAUAAAGACUUGGUUUCUGAUAAACCAAAUAACACGGUUAAGGGACAUAAAGUAACCCAAAACAUGCCAUCCAAAAUCCAAAGAGACGACCUGCUGAGAAUAAAAAAUCUCAAGGAAAAGAAAGAAAUUUCACCUUUGAAAAGGCCUGCAGAAAUCACCCAAAGUGAGCAUGCUACUAAAAUCCAAAAGACACAGGGCGCAGGUGAGAGUAAAGGGAAGCCAAGCUCUCUCGGUAAGAAGAGCCCAUCGUCUGGCAACCGUGUUGAUCCGCAGGGAACAACUAAACACACGUCUCCACCCAAUAUCUCCAAGCCUGAGACGGCCUCUCAAACACCUGUUCGUCCAGGACAUCCUUUAAAAAUGACAGAAGAGGUGGGGCAGGAAAAGCCCAAACUGAAAAAGCCAGAAAAGAUUCUUCAAAGACAGAAAAGUAAAACUCCAAGAAGCAUCUCCGUGGAUGAGCCGCAGCUGUUUAUCCCAGACAAUGCUCCUGCUGUGAAGAAGGAAAAUGCUGAAGAGACACCCGCUAACAGUGAGUCGGUAUGGGAUGGAAACAACUGCUGUGGCCUGUGCAAGAACCAGCACAAUAACACGUUCAUGGUAGGCUGCGGUCGCUGUGAAGACUGGUUCCACGGAGACUGUGUUGGUCUCGACCUUACCAAAGUACGCGAGAUGGAGGAGGAAGAUCAGAUGUACGUGUGCUUGAAGUGUUGUGAGGAAGAAAGCAAAAAGGUGGAGCCCGAGCCCCCGAUUGCAGCCAAACCAGAAGUGAAAGCAAAGGCGGAGGAACAGGAUGUGAGGCCGCCCCCCAAGCCCCAACCAGGACCCUCCGAGAAACUCACCUCAGGAGGCGUCAGACCAGUAAGAAAUGAUCCAGACAGGAGGCACUCCACAGAUGCAGCUCAUAAAACAGGCUUUUAUCUGAAAGAGUCAAAAAGUAAGUCUUCAGGUUCAAAGAAACCUGUGUCUGUGGAGGCGAUCCGGCGAAGUGUGCGGGACUCUCUGAAAGAAAUCCUCAUCCAGAGGUUGAAGGAGUCUGAUUUGAAAGUCUCAGUGGAGAAGGCCUCUGAAGUUGCCAAGAAAACGGAGAGAGAGCUUUUUCACUUGUAUAAAGACACUGACAACAAAUACAAGAACAAGUACAGAAGCUUGAUGUUCAAUCUUAAAGACACUAAAAAUAAUGUCCUCUUUAAGAGGGUUCUCAAAGGGGAAGUUUCUCCUGGUAACCUGAUUCGAAUGAGCCCCGAGGAACUGGCCUCUAAAGAAUUAGCUGCUUGGCGACAAAGGGAGAACCGACAUACUAUUGAGAUGAUUGAAAAGGAGCAAAGAGAGGCAGAAAGACGGCCGAUCACUAAAAUCACACACAAAGGAGAAAUUGAAAUUGAAAGCCAAGAACCAGAGAAAGCACCUGAGCCUGAAGAGCUUGACUCACCUCCCAAAGUUACCGAAGUCACAGCUGAAUCUCCAAAAACCCCUGAGGAGAAAGCAGAGGGUCCCGGCACAGAGAAAGACACAACCAACCAACACAAGUCUCACUUAUUUGACCUACACUGCAAAAUCUGCACAGGUCGUAUGGCGCCACCUGUGGAGGAGGCACCGACCAAGGUGGUUAAAGUUGCCACUACAGUUGUCAGGAGGCAGUCCACCAAAUCAGAAGAGACCAAGAGCGCGGGAACCCCUGCAGAGGACGACCUGCACCUCACCGUUUUAGAGGAAAGCUUCCGAAGCGCUCAGUCAGGCUACGAUGGAAGGUCGGAUCAUGUAGCUGGAAGAGAUGAAGAAGCCGCUUUCCUGUCUAACCUGAAGUGCCUGUGGCAAGGACUCGUUCACAUGCACGCUGUGGCCAAGUUAAUGACAAAAGCCUUCCUUGUCUCAGGCACUUUGGACAACUUGACUGAGGACAUUCCAGACAGCAUUCAAGUUGGCGGGAGGAUAACUCCACAGAUAGUGUGGGACUACUUGGAGAAGAUUCGGGCAAUGGGAACUAAAGAGGUGUGCCUGAUCCGCUUUUCCCCCGAGACGGACGAAGAUGAGAUCUCCUAUACUCUUCUGUAUGCCUACUUUAGCAGUCGUAGGCGUUUCGGGGUGGUGUCCAAUAACCGGAAACAAGUGAAGGAUAUGUAUAUCAUUCCUUUGGGUGCCACUGAAAAAGUCCCACAUCAGCUUGUUCCCUUUGAUGGGCCAGGUUUAGAAAACAACCGUGCCAACCUUCUUCUUGGACUCAUCAUUCGCCAGGCACCUAAAAGGGAAUUUCUUCCUGUGGACAUGAACGAAACUGCCAGGAUUAUUCCUGAAAUCAUGCCCAUCACCAUUUCCACAAAAGAAACCAGAGCGCAAGAGGAGGAGGAGAAACUUUUCAUCUCCUCCUUGACUACUACACAUAAAAAAGAAAAUGAAAAACCACUUAACCCUACGGAAGAAGUGAAAGAGCCGAUUACAGAAUCUUCGGAAGAACCAUCUGCAUCGGAGGAGCCCAACAAUCAGGAGCCCCGAAAACCACUGCGCUUUCUUCCAGGUGUGUUAUUAGGCUUGGGUGGGGAAUUUCCACCUCUGCCAGAUGUUGGAGGUAAACCUGCAACAACAGCAGAUGACAGCCAGAAGACCCAAGCAGCUCCAAAGACAGAGGCUUCGACUGGGACCUUAAAAAGUCCAACAGCUGCUUCACAACGAGAGCGCUUUGUCAUCAGGAAGAAAGACGCUAAAUCUGUUAAAGCUGAACCGGCGCUACCCAGCCCGACUCUUACAUCUGUUGCUAACAACUCAUCAGGAAAGGAUGCCGCAGCGGUGACCCACAGUGCACAAGUCUCUCUGAAGGAUAAGCCUCCAGAUGUAUCGACCGAAGCCUUUUUAUCGAGCCUUUCAGCAGCGCAGAGUGGAACUGAAACCAGCAGCGCUGCUUCUGCACACAAAGGAGACGUUGGCCUUUUGUCUGAGAGUGAAAAAACACCAUCUGAAGGGAACUCUUUGUCGCAGCCCCAAUCCAUGGCUCCUCCAGCCAAUAGCUCCAAACCUCCUUUAAGUGGAAUAUUGAAAAAAUCUUCAGCCUAUUCCAGUGUGAAUGAGGAUAAAACAGCGUCGCUACAAAAGGAUGAAGCAAGCCACCCCGCUCCUUUGAGCCCCAAACCUGUUCCUGUUGUGAGCAGUGCUAGAAAAGAGCCGGUUACACUCUUUCACCAAGGAUAUUUACAGCUUUAUCAGGCCAAGAGCAAACCCAAGGAAGAAAAACAAACAACUAUUCCAUCACCGGCGAGUGAAAAGGAAAACCCGGGCACAUCCCAGGCUGAUACUAAAGCACUUCAGACAGCUUGUGCUCCUGCAGAAGAACCACAGGCAGUGAGUUACACAGAGAUCAAGCAGGACUCUGUAGUGGCACCAGCUCUCUCAGAACACAAGGAUGCAUCCAUCCCAUCUCAGCAGCCUCAGGUACCUGGUAGCUACCCCACAGGCCCUCCUCCUCCUCCUCCUCCUAACACUUUCUCCAGCCCACCCCCCCAGGAUCAGAAUCACAGUGCACCGUGGGUUCAGAAUAGCUCGUCAGACGCGCUCGCUGCACUUCAAUCACAGUACGCAGAGAGCUGUCCCGAACCAGCUCCCCCACCUCCGUCCCUGGCCAAAGAACACAAGCGUCAAGAGGAGAAAUACAGCGAUCCGUGGGAGAGGCCGCGCACGUCCGAGGACAGAGAUCACCACGGGAGGCACAGCCAUCACAGGGACACUCAUCACGGGAAGAAGAGCCGGAACCACGACAGGGAGAGGAAGCGCGAUCGCAGCCACGAGAGAGAGAGGAGCAGGCACCGCGGACACUCUGACGACCGCUACGGCGAGAAGAGGAAAGAGAGACACCACAGCGAGGAUCACAGCAGCCGGAGUAAGGACAGACACAGAAACAGGAGGGACUCUGAUUAUGAGAAUGGACGGAGAAGCUCAAAAGACAGUUAAUUAUGUUUUUUAGUUGUUUUUUUUUUAAAGCCCUGACAAGGUUUGGGGGGGCUUUAAGAAAGACUGUUGGUUACUAAACCGGUUCAAAACA
This is a messenger RNA of Trematomus bernacchii (emerald rockcod), 5323 nucleotides long. It is a transcript of the gene phf3, whose product is annotated as PHD finger protein 3. Bases 157 to 5232 code for a protein of 1691 amino acids. Lineage: Eukaryota; Metazoa; Chordata; Actinopteri; Perciformes; Nototheniidae. The transcript has 16 exons. The record is from RefSeq and is a predicted model, not a curated record. Gene Ontology annotation, cellular component: nucleus. Gene Ontology annotation, biological process: DNA-templated transcription.